AUGGAAAAGAGUCUGACAACAGACCCAACCCAGCAACGCGACACACCCGAGAACCAGCCAUACAAAGCAACUUGCUACGCGGAAAACCCUGCAUUGCAACAUAGCGACAAUCAAGACACUACUAAGCUAUCGCAACGAAAAUGGACAUCAUGGUUCACACAACGCAGCUCCGAUCCCCCCUUUCUCCUCAAAUAUAGAAGUUCAGAUAGUUUUAUCAUCGGGACUGUAGCUUUGGCUGUUUUUACCGACAUGUUCCUCUACGGCGUCAUCGUCCCCGUAGUCCCCUUCGCCAUCUCGUCGCGCAGCCACGUGGAUGAAGGCAGAGUGCAAUACUGGGUCUCUGUGCUCGUGGCCGUGUACGGAGCGUCUCUUCUUGCAUGCUCGCCUGUGUGCGGAUGGCUUGCUGACCGCGGGUCGUCCCGGCGCAUGCCGUUACUUGUGGGAUUGCUGGUUUUGCUGGGAUCGACCGUGUUGCUGAAUCUUGGCAAUUCGAUUGGGGUGCUGAUUACGGGGCGUGUGUUGCAGGGUGCUUCGGCGGCUGUGGUGUGGGUUGUUGGGCUUGCGUUGUUGGCUGAUACCGUGCCUCAGGAUCAGCUUGCCACAGCGUCCGGGUGGCUGUCGAUAGGUAUGUCACUGGGCAUGCUGAUAUCACCGCUUCUGGGGGGCAUCGUGUAUGAUCACGCUGGUUACAAUGCUGUUUUCGGCAUGAGCUACGCACUAAUUGGGCUGGACGUGAUUCUUCGACUGCUGCUUGUGGAAAAGAAGGUGGCGGUAAGAUGGGAUGCCAGUGCGAUAGGACGGCGACCAGUCGAGGCGCAUGACGGCCUAGGUGGAGACGCUACACCACAAAGUGAGGGAUCAGAUGCUUCCAAAACGCUAGCCCAGUCGGAAGCAGGCCAGCUCGAAAUGCAGCGGCAAGAACCGCCUCGACGGCGGCUGCGGGAUCGCCUUCCUCCCGUUGUAUCACUGCUCUACUCCCGACGCUUACUCGCCUCGUUGUUCUGUGCACUCGUACAGGCGCUUUUGUUGACGGCAUUCGACUCGGUUCUUGCCAUUCACGCUGCAAAGACCUUCAACUGGACAGCAACGGGUGCGGCGCUGUUGUUCCUUCCCAUUGCCAUUCCGAGUUUUCUCGCGCCAUUGUGGGGAUGGCUGUGCGACAAGUACGGCGGACGAUACCUUGUCAUCAUCGGGUUCUUAUGCGGGUGUCCGCCGCUGGUGUGCUUGCGUUUUGUCACGGAAAGCACGAUGAGGGACAAGGUACUUUUAUGUGCAUUGUUAGCCAUCGUGGGUCUCACCAUUGGCAUGACGUUUCCGCCCGUCAUGGCUGAGAUUUCCGCCGUGGCGGAAGCAAAGGAGAGGAAGUUGAUUGCAAGCGGACGGCCUGGGUUUGGGAAAGGCGGUGCAUUUGCUCAAGCUUACGCAUUGUUCAAUAUGGCUUUUGCUGGAGGUUCCAUGGCCGGGCCUUUGCUAGCUGGGUUCAUUGUUGAAGCACAUGGGUGGGCGACCAUGGCAGCGGUACUGGGAGGACUAUCUGCCGUAGCCGCAGUACCUGGAUUUCUGUGGUUAGGCGGUUGGAUUGGCGGGAAGCUGUAA
Bipolaris victoriae FI3 is the source of this 1596-nucleotide messenger RNA. RefSeq lists its product as hypothetical. Gene Ontology annotation, molecular function: transmembrane transporter activity. The record is from RefSeq and is a predicted model, not a curated record. Bases 1 to 1596 code for a protein of 531 amino acids. NCBI's taxonomy places the organism in Eukaryota, Fungi, Ascomycota, Dothideomycetes, Pleosporales, Pleosporaceae. Gene Ontology annotation, biological process: transmembrane transport. The transcript has 3 exons.